This is a messenger RNA of Macadamia integrifolia, 2681 nucleotides long. Its product is annotated as tRNA-dihydrouridine(47) synthase [NAD(P)(+)]-like. NCBI's taxonomy places the organism in Eukaryota, Viridiplantae, Streptophyta, Magnoliopsida, Proteales, Proteaceae. The record is from RefSeq and is a predicted model, not a curated record. Gene Ontology annotation, biological process: tRNA processing. The coding region runs from base 73 to 2331 and encodes 752 amino acids. Gene Ontology annotation, molecular function: metal ion binding; flavin adenine dinucleotide binding; tRNA dihydrouridine synthase activity. The transcript is spliced from 10 exons.
CCGAGCUGCCCUGCCCCAACGCGCCAACACGCCAACGCCCAUUUGGAGGGUCACAAAGCCCUAAUCGUCGUGAUGCAGUGCUCACCCGAACCUCUCACUUCACUGGGAGAUUUUGGUCCUACGAUGGACGAGUCGUCGUCUGAGGUCGAAGUGAAGGUUUCGGAAGAUGCUUCUCUCCCGAACACAGAGGUCGCAACGAAGGUUUCAGGUGAUACAUCUCCAUUGAACACAGAGGAAGUUCAUCUAAAACAAGAGGAACUCGUCGCUCUCCCAAACACAGAAGUCGCAGCGAACGUUUCAGGAGAUACAUCUCCAUUGAAUACAGAGGAAGUUCAUCUAACACAAGAGGAACUCGUUGCCAAAGCAAUAGCUCCAGUGAAGAGAGAGUACCUUCGACCACGACCCGUCAGACCUAGCACCAAUGGCGCUACAGAUGGACGAGUUUCAGAACAGAAGUCUAUUUCUUCUUACGUGGUGACGGAGAAAAAGAAGUCGAAGAGACAAUUGAAGAGAGAACGCCGUCAGGAGCAGAAAUCUCCGCUACAUAUCUGUCCUGUGGUUGCAAAGACUGGGACUGUCAGUUCAUGUCAGUAUGGUGACAAUUGUCGCUUCAGCCAUGAUUUGGAAGCCUUUAAGGCUCAGAAGCCAGCAGAUUUGGAGGGAAAAUGUCCUUUUGCAAGUCUUGAAAAGCCAUGUCCUUAUGGAUUGGCUUGUAGAUUUUCAGGUUCACAUAAAGGUGGUGUUACUGCAGAAACCUCGGGCAUCCAGGAGACGAGCUACGAAAUGAAUGGACUGAAUAAAGAUGUUCAGAAACUCUUAUGGAAAAAUAAAAUGUGUUUUUUCAGGGCUGAUGCUCAGCUGAAACGUCUUGAGCUGUCGGGUCAGACCAAUUCAAAGUCAAAAAAUGUUGAAUCUGAAAAAAAAUCUGAUCUAGAAGUUUUGAAUGGGUCUAUUGCUCGCGAUAAAGAUAAUAAGAAAGAAGUGGGUGAUUCUGAUAAAGCAACAGAAUGCACUCCAAAGGUUCCACCAGAACAGGUUGUGGAUGUUGAAAGUGAUGACCAUCGACCCCUAAAGAAGGCGAAAGUCCCAAUUGAAGAAAAUUGUUGCUUCAGUGAAGUGGAUAAUGGAUCAACUCUUCCAGGUAAUGAUUUUGAAGAAAACAGCGUACAAACUGAAGCAGAAACCAAGCCAAGUGAUGACUCUCUCACAGAAACCGAUAUGAGCCUGAAAUUGCACCCUCGUGAAAAGAAGCUUAUUGACUUCAGGGGGAAGCUGUAUCUUGCACCGCUGACCACUGUUGGGAAUCUUCCUUUUCGGAGGGUUUGUAAGGUAUUAGGGGCAGAUAUAACAUGCGGUGAAAUGGCGAUGUGUACAAAUCUUCUGCAGGGGCAAGCUUCAGAAUGGGCAUUAUUGAGGCGGCAUUCAUCUGAGGAUCUGUUUGGUGUACAGAUAUGUGGUGCAUACCCAGAUACUAUUGCACGUACUGUUGACCUUAUAGAUCGUGAAUGUACAGUUGAUUUUAUUGACAUAAAUAUGGGGUGCCCUAUUGAUAUUGUUGUUAACAAGGGUGCUGGCUCUUCUCUUCUUACAAAACCAAUGAGAAUGAAAAGUAUCAUACAGGCAGCUUCUGGCACAGUAGACACACCUUUAACUGUAAAGGUACGGACUGGUUAUAUUGAAGGGAGGAAUCGCAUUGAUCCAUUAAUUUCAGAUAUUGGACAGUGGGGUGCCACUGCUGUGACGAUUCAUGGCCGUUCUCGUCAGCAACGCUACAGCAAGCUUGCUGAUUGGGAUUACAUCUACCAAUGUGCAAGAAAGGCACCAGAUGCUUUGCACGUCCUUGGCAAUGGAGAUGUAUUUUCUUACUUGGAUUGGGACAAGCACAAAUCUGAUUGUCCUGAACUAUCUACUUGCAUGAUUGCUCGAGGAGCAUUGAUUAAGCCCUGGAUAUUUACUGAACUUAAGGAACAGAGGCAUUGGGACAUCAGUUCUUGUGAACGACUGAAUAUUUUGAAGGACUUUGCACAUUUUGGCCUUGAACACUGGGGUUCUGAUAACAAAGGUGUGGAGACAACAAGGCAUUUCUUGUUGGAGUGGCUUAGCUAUACACAUAGAUACAUACCUGUUGGUCUAUUAGAUGUUAUCCCACAAAAACUGAACUGGCGGCCACCCAGUUAUUUUGGUCGCAAUGACCUUGAGACGCUAAUGGCUUCUGAAUCUGCUGCUGAUUGGAUUCGAAUAUCUGAGAUGCUGCUUGGCAAGGUUCCUGCUGGAUUCACAUUUGCACCGAAGCAUAAAUCUAAUGCCUAUGAUAGUGCAGAAAAUGGGUGACCUUGAGACUGGCUGGUGCUAUCGUGGGUGAUAUUGCUCUCUGCUUUCAUGGCAGAGUGAUAUUUUUGGUCUUUGUUGCCCAUCCUAGUUGAAUACAGUCCUCACUAUACUCUUUCCAGCUGUAUCAUUAUGUAAUGGUUGCAUCCAAUUGUUUUAAUUUACAUUGGAACCCUUGUGGUGUCCAAUUUCUUGAUGAUCUCAACUUGUAAAUCUAUGUUGCAGUGAUCAGAUUCAAGCCUGUGACUAUUUCCAGGUCCUGAGGGUGAGUACGUGAUGAUGAGAUAUUUACAUUAUUCAAUUUUGUAUGACAAAUCUAAUUCACAAGGAAACAAGGGAUAUUUUGGUUUAAA